AUGGCGCCGUCGCCGCCGCCCGUGCUGCCCGCGCUGGUGUUCCUGGCCGCCGCCGCCGCCCUACCGGCGCUGGGGCUUCGAGCGGCCGCCUGGGAGCUGCGCGUGCCCGGCGGUGUCCGCGCCUUCGCCCUCGGGCCCGGCUGGACCUACAUGUUGGACACCGAGCGCAGGUCCCCGGCACUGCGAGAGCUACUGGACGUGACCCGGGUUGGACUGCUGGCGGGACGGCGGCGCGGACUGGACGAGGGGUCCCGGGACUGCGUGCGCCUACGGGGGCGGCUGCUGCCUCUGCAGGUCCUCCUGGCAGCCCGCAGUGCCCCGGCGGCGCUGAAUGUGGCACUGCAGGCGCGCGCCCACGGCCUCGGCUGCGGGGUCCGGCUGCGGCGUCUAUCAGCCCCCGGAGCGGAGUUGCGCGCGCGGGCCGUGCUCUCAGUGGCUGAGCUCCGCGGGUCGCUCUGCUAUCCGACCCCUGGCGGUGGCGCGGCUUCGCUGCCCUCGGUGCUCGCGGCCCUCACCACCUUCCCUGCCUGCAGCUGCCUGCCUCUCCCCGGGCCGCGUUGCCCGCGCCGACCCAUCUGCUUGCCGCCGGGCGGUUCGGCCCGCCUGCGCCUGCUGUGCGCCCUGAGGCACGCGGCCGGCGCCGUCUGGGUGGAGCUGGCUUUGGAGACCGCCACCGGGACGCCCUCCGCGUCACCGUCGCCUUCACCAUCGUCGCUGGGUCUACCUCAGGCUAGGGCGGGGGCGGCACGGCGGGCGCGGCGGGGCGCGGGCGGCAGCACCAGCCCGCAGUUCCCGCUGCCCAGCUACCAGGUGUCGGUGCCUGAGAACGAGCCGGCGGGCACCGCGGUCAUCGAACUGCGAGCGCACGAUCCCGACGAGGGCGAGGCGGGGCGCCUGAGUUACCAGAUGGAGGCGCUGUUCGACGAGCGCUCCAAUGGCUACUUCCUCAUCGACUCCGCCACGGGCGCCGUGAGCACGGCCCGCGCACUGGACCGCGAGACCAAGGACACUCAUGUUCUUAAAGUUAGCGCUGUGGACCACGGCUCACCACGGCGUACGGCGGCCACCUACCUCACGGUGACAGUCAGCGACACCAAUGAUCACAGCCCUGUCUUCGAGCAGUCCGAGUAUCGUGAGCGUGUGCGCGAAAACCUCGAGGUGGGUUAUGAGGUGCUGACCAUCCGUGCCACCGACGGCGACGCGCCCUCCAAUGCCAAUAUGCGUUACCGCCUGCUGGAGGGUGCCGGCGGCGUCUUUGAGAUUGAUGCGCGCUCAGGCGUGGUGCGCACAAGGGCAGUGGUGGACAGGGAAGAGGCGACUGAGUACCAGCUGCUGGUGGAAGCCAACGACCAAGGCCGCAACCCAGGCCCCCUCAGUGCCACGGCCAUCGUGCACAUCGUGGUGGAGGAUGAGAACGAUAACUACCCUCAGUUUAGUGAGAAGCGCUAUGUAGUCCAGGUGCCCGAAGAUGUGGCUGUCAACACUGCUGUGCUUCGGGUGCAGGCCACUGACCGGGACCAGGGGCAGAAUGCGGCCAUACACUACAGCAUCGUCAGCGGCAACCUCAAGGGGCAGUUCUACCUUCAUUCCCUGAGUGGGAGCCUGGAUGUGAUCAACCCGCUGGACUUCGAGGCCAUCCGGGAGUACACCUUGCGCAUCAAGGCGCAGGAUGGGGGCCGGCCUCCGCUCAUUAAUUCCUCGGGGCUGGUGUCCGUUCAGGUGCUGGAUGUGAAUGACAACGCGCCCAUCUUCGUGAGCAGCCCCUUCCAGGCCGCCGUGCUGGAGAACGUACCCCUGGGCCACUCUGUGCUGCACAUUCAGGCGGUAGAUGCAGACGCAGGUGAGAAUGCUCGGCUGCGCUAUCGCUUGGUAGACACAACCUCAGCUGGUUUAGGGGUCGGUGGCACUGGUCCUGAGGGUCCCGCCUCUGCUCGGGACUUCCCCUUCCAGAUCCACAACAGCUCGGGUUGGAUUACUGUGUGUGCAGAGCUGGACCGCGAGGAAGUGGAGCACUAUAGCUUUGGGGUGGAGGCGGUGGACCAUGGCUCACCACCCAUGAGCUCCUCAGCCAGCGUGUCCAUUACUGUGCUGGAUGUAAAUGACAAUGACCCGGUGUUCACGCAGCCGGUGUAUGAGCUUCGUUUGAACGAGGAUGCAGCUGUGGGGAGCAGCGUGCUGACGCUGCGUGCCCGCGAUCGCGAUGCCAACAGCGUGAUCACCUACCAGCUCACGGGCGGCAAUACCCGGAACCGCUUUGCGCUCAGCAGCCAGAGCGGCGGGGGCCUCAUCACCCUGGCGCUGCCACUGGACUACAAGCAGGAGCGGCAGUAUGUGCUGGCUGUGACUGCGUCGGAUGGCACGCGUUCGCACACCGCGCAGGUCUUCAUUAAUGUCACCGACGCCAAUACCCACAGGCCGGUCUUCCAGAGCUCUCACUACACGGUCAGUGUCAGCGAAGACCGGCCUGUGGGCACCUCCAUUGCCACCAUGAGUGCCACUGAUGAGGACACGGGUGAGAAUGCCCGUAUCACAUAUGUGCUGGAGGACCCGGUGCCGCAGUUCCGUAUUGAUCCGGACACCGGCACCAUCUACACCGUGACAGAGCUGGACUAUGAGGACCAGGCUGCCUACACACUGGCCAUCACGGCUCAGGACAACGGCAUCCCUCAGAAGUCAGACACUACCUCUUUGGAGAUCCUCAUCCUGGAUGCCAAUGACAAUGUGCCCAGGUUCCUGCGGGAUUUCUACCAGGGUUCUGUCUUUGAGGAUGCUCCCCCAUCCACCAGCGUCCUCCAGGUCUCCGCGACUGACCGGGACUCGGGCCCUAAUGGCCGCCUUCUGUAUACCUUCCAGGGCGGGGAUGACGGUGAUGGGGACUUUUACAUUGAGCCUACGUCUGGUGUGAUCCGCACCCAGCGUCGGCUGGACCGAGAGAAUGUGGCAGUGUACAACCUACGGGCUCUGGCUGUGGAUCGGGGUAGCCCAGCUCCCCUUAGUGCCACCGUGGAAAUCCAGGUGACCGUCUUGGACAUUAAUGACAACCCCCCUGUGUUUGAGAGAGACGAGCUGGAGCUGUUUGUAGAGGAGAACAGCCCAGUGGGGUCGGUGGUGGCCAGGAUUCAGGCCAAUGACCCCGAUGAAGGUCCCAAUGCUCAGAUCAUGUAUCAGAUUGUAGAGGGCAAUGUGCCCGAGGUCUUCCAGCUCGAUCUGUUGAGUGGGGAUCUGCGCGCCCUGGCUGAGCUGGACUUCGAGGUGCGGAGGGACUACGUGCUGGUGGUGCAGGCCACAUCCGCCCCUCUGGUGAGUAGGGCCACGGUGCACAUCCGCCUCUUGGACCAGAACGACAACCCACCGGAGCUGCCGGACUUCCAGAUCCUCUUCAACAACUACGUUACUAACAAGUCCAACAGCUUCCCCGGCGGCGUGAUUGGCCGCAUCCCGGCCCAUGACCCUGACCUGUCGGACAGCCUCAACUACACCUUCCUGCAGGGCAACGAGCUGCAGCUGUUGCUGCUGGACUCCGCCACCGGCGAACUGCAGCUCAGUCGGGACCUGGACAACAACCGGCCGCUGGAGGCGCUCAUGGAGGUGUCUGUGUCCGAUGGCAUCCACAGUGUCACGGCUCUCUGCACCCUGCGUGUCAUCAUCAUCACAGAUGACAUGCUGACAAAUAGCAUCACCGUCCGCCUGGAGAACAUGUCCCAGGAGAAGUUCCUCUCCCCACUGCUGUCCCUCUUCGUGGAAGGGGUGGCCACAGUGCUGUCCACCACCAAGGAUGACAUCUUCGUCUUCAACAUCCAGAACGACACCGACGUCAGGUCCAAUAUCCUGAAUGUGACCUUCUCAGCGUUGCUCCCCGGUGGCGCUCGGGGCAGGUUCUUCCCAUCCGAGGACCUGCAGGAGCAGAUCUACCUGAACCGGACGCUGCUGACCACCAUCUCCGCCCAGCGCGUGCUGCCCUUCGACGACAACAUCUGCCUGCGGGAGCCCUGCGAGAACUACAUGAAGUGCGUGUCCGUGCUCAGGUUCGACAGCUCGGCCCCCUUCAUCAGCUCCACCACGGUGCUCUUCCGGCCCAUCCACCCCAUCACCGGCCUGCGCUGCCGCUGCCCGCCCGGCUUCACCGGGGACUACUGCGAGACCGAGAUCGACCUCUGCUACUCCAGCCCGUGUGGCACCAACGGCCGCUGCCGGAGCCGAGAGGGCGGCUACACCUGCGAGUGCUUCGAGGACUUCACCGGGGAGCACUGCCAGGUGAACGUCCGCUCCGGCCGCUGUGCCAAUGGAGUGUGCAAGAACGGAGGCACAUGUGUGAACCUGCUCAUCGGUGGCUUCCACUGCGUGUGCCCGCCUGGCGAAUACGAGCGGCCCUACUGCGAGGUCAGCACCCGGAGCUUCCCGCCCCAGUCCUUUGUCACCUUCCGAGGCCUGCGACAGCGCUUCCACUUCACCGUCUCCCUUGCGUUUGCCACCCACGAGAGGAAUGCCCUGCUGCUGUACAACGGCCGUUUCAAUGAGAAGCAUGACUUCAUUGCCUUAGAGAUCGUGGAUGAGCAGGUGCAGCUCACCUUCUCGGCAGGUGAGACCACAACCACUGUGGCACCACAGGUUCCUGGAGGUGUGAGUGACGGGCGGUGGCAUUCGGUGCAGGCACACUACUACAACAAGCCCAACAUUGGCCGCCUGGGCCUUCCCCAUGGGCCAUCUGGAGAGAAAGUGGCCGUGGUGACCGUGGACGACUGUGAUGCAGCUGUGGCUGUGCACUUUGGGAGCUACGUGGGGAACUACAGCUGCGCUGCCCAGGGUACUCAGAGUGGCUCGAAGAAGUCUCUGGAUCUGACAGGCCCUCUGCUCCUGGGAGGCGUCCCCAACCUGCCGGAAGACUUCCCAGUGCACAACCGGCAGUUUGUGGGCUGCAUGAGGAACCUGUCCAUCGAUGGCAGGAGCGUGGACAUGGCAGGAUUCAUCGCCAACAAUGGCACCGUGGCAGGCUGUGCUGCUCAGAGAAACUUCUGUGAUGGAACCUCAUGCCAGAAUGGUGGCACCUGUGUCAACAGAUGGAACACGUACCUGUGCAAGUGUCCACUCCGGUUCGGUGGGAAGAACUGUGAGCAAGUCAUGCCCCACCCCCAGCGCUUCAGCGGUGAGAGUGUUGUAUCCUGGAAUGACCUAGACAUUACCAUCUCUGUGCCCUGGUACCUGGGGCUGAUGUUCCGGACCCGGAAGGAGGACGGUGUGUUGAUGGAGGCUACUGCUGGCGUGUCUUCCAGGCUCCAUCUCCAGAUCCUAAACAACUAUGUCCAGUUUGAGGUGUCCCAUGGCCCCUCUGACAUGGCAUCCAUGCAGCUGUCCAGGUCUCGUGUGACUGAUGGGGAGUGGCACCACCUCUUGAUAGAGCUGAGGAGCGCCAAGGAGGGCAAGGAUAUCAAAUACCUGGCAGUCGUGACCCUGGACUAUGGGAUGGACCAGAACACAGUGCAGAUCGGGAACCAGCUUCCUGGGUUGAAGAUGAGGAGUGUUGUCAUCGGGGGUGUGUCUGAAGACAAGGUCUCUGUGCGCCGUGGCUUCCGUGGCUGCAUGAAGGGGGUGAGAAUGGGGGAGACAGCUACCAAUGUGGCCACCCUGAACAUGAACGAUGCCCUCAAGGUCAGGGUGAAGGACGGCUGUGAUGUGGAUGACCCGUGUGCCUCCAGCCCCUGCCCUGAGCACAGCCGCUGCCAGGACACCUGGGACAGCUACUCCUGCAUCUGUGACAAAGGGUACUUCGGAAGGAAGUGUGUGGACGCAUGUCACCUGAACCCCUGCAAGCAUGUAGCGGCCUGCGUGCGAUCCCCCAGCUCCCCACGUGGCUACGAGUGCCAGUGCGGGCCCGGCCACUACGGGCAGUACUGCGAGAACAAAAUCGACCUUCCAUGCCCCAAAGGCUGGUGGGGGAAUCCUGUCUGUGGCCCCUGUCACUGUGCUGUCAGCCAAGGCUUCGAUCCUGACUGCAACAAGACCAAUGGCCAGUGCCAGUGCAAGGAGAACUACUACAAGCCCCCAGCCCAGGACGCCUGCCUGCCCUGCGACUGCUUCCCCCAUGGCUCCCACAGCCGCACGUGUGACAUGGACACCGGACAGUGCGCCUGCAAGCCUGGCGUCAUAGGUCGCCAGUGCAACCGCUGUGACAACCCCUUCGCGGAGGUCACCUCACUUGGCUGCGAAGUUGUCUACAAUGGAUGUCCCAGAGCGUUUGAGGCUGGCAUUUGGUGGCCUCAGACGAAGUUCGGGCAGCCAGCUGCAGUGCCAUGUCCCAAGGGAUCUGUGGGAAACGCCAUCCGGCACUGCAGUGGCGAGAAAGGCUGGCUGCCCCCAGAGCUCUUCAACUGCACUACUGGCUCCUUCUUGGAUCUCAAAGUCUUGAAUGACAAGCUGAGCCGCAAUGAGACUCGGAUGGAUGGCGACCGGUCCCUGCAGCUGGCAAAGGCGCUGCGGAACGCCACACAGCACAGCGGCGUGCUCUUCGGCAACGAUGUCCGCACAGCCUACCAGCUGCUGGCCCAUGUCCUGCAGCACGAGAGCCAGCGGCAGGGCUUCGAGCUGGCGGCCACGCGCGACGCUGACUUCCACGAGGAUGUCAUCCACGUAGGCAGUGCCCUCCUGGCCCCAGCCACCAGGGCCUCAUGGGAGCAGAUCCAACGGAGCGAGGGCGGUGCAGCACAGCUGCUGAGACGCUUCGAGGCCUACUUCAGCAAUGUGGCACGCAAUGUGAGGAGGACCUACCUGCGGCCAUUUGUCAUCGUCACUGCCAACAUGGUUCUUGCAGUUGACAUCUUUGACAAGUUUAACUUCACUGGUGCCCGGGUGCCACGGUUUGAGGCCAUUCAGGAUGAGCUCCCAAGGGAGUUGGAGUCUUCUGUGUCCUUUCCAGCUGAUGUCUUUAAACCACUGGAGAAAAGAGAAGGACCCAUGAUGAGGCCGGCCAGGUGGAGGGUCACGUCCCAGACGGUGCACCCAGAGCCGGAGGCUGAGGAGUCCCCGGUCAGCAGGCGGAGGAGACACCCAGACGAUCCCGGCCAGUUUGCUGUUGCCAUGGUCAUCAUUUACCAGACCCUGGGCCAGAUGCUGCCUGAGCAGUACGACCCUGACCGCCGCAGCCUCCGGCUUCCUAACCGACCAGUCAUCAACACCCCAGUGGUUAGCACCGUGGUGUACAGUGAGGGGACUCCACUCCCAAGCCCCCUGGACAGGCCCGUCCUUGUGGAGUUUGCCCUGUUGGAGACGGAGGAGCGGACCAAGCCUGUCUGUGUGUUCUGGAACCACUCUCUUGACACUGGUGGAACUGGAGGCUGGUCGGCCAAAGGCUGCGAGCUCCUGUCCAGGAACCAGACCCACAUCACCUGCCAGUGCAGCCAUUCAACCAGCUGUGCAGUGCUCAUGGACAUCUCCAGGCGUGAGCAUGGGGAGGUCCUGCCCCUGAAGAUCGUCACCUACACCACCGUGUCCCUGUCCCUGGCAUCCCUCCUGGUGGCCUUCAUCCUCCUCACCCUGGUCCGGACACUGCGCUCCAACCUGCACUGCAUUCACAAGAACCUCACUGGAGCGCUGUUCUUCUCCCAGCUGAUCUUCGUGGUCGGGAUCAACCGCACAGAGAACCCGUUCCUCUGCACAGUAGUUGCCAUCCUCCUGCACUACGUCUACAUGAGCGCCUUCGCCUGGACCCUGGUAGAGAACCUGCACGUCUACCGAAUGCUGACCGAGGUGCGCAACAUUGACACGGGACCCAUGAGGUUCUACUAUGUCGUGGGCUGGGGCAUCCCGGCCAUCGUCACAGGACUGGCGGUUGGACUGGACCCCCAGGGCUAUGGGAACCCCGACUUCUGCUGGCUGUCCCUUCAUGACACGCUGAUCUGGAGCUUUGCUGGACCCAUCGGAGCGGUUAUAAUCAUCAAUACAGUCAUUUUUGUCCUGUCUGCAAAGGUUUCCUGCCAAAGAAAGCACCAUUAUUAUGAAAGAAAAGGGGUUGUCUCCCUGCUGAGGACUGCCUUUGUUCUGCUGCUGCUCGUUAGUGCUACCUGGCUGCUGGGGCUUCUGGCUGUGAACAGCGACACACUGAGCUUUCACUACCUCUUUGCAGCCUUCAGCUGCUUACAGGGCCUCUUUGUCCUCCUGUUCCACUGCGUGUUCAACAGGGAGGUACGGAAACACCUAAGGGCAGUGAUGGCUGGGAAGAAGCCACACCUGGAUGACUCAGCUACCACCAGGGCCACCCUGCUGACGCGCUCCCUCAACUGCAACAACACAUACGGUGAGGGGCCUGACAUGCUCCGUACGGCCCUGGGCGAGUCCACCGCUUCUCUGGACAGCACCACCAGGGAUGAAGGGGUCCAGAAGCUCAGUGUGUCCUCUGGGCUGGCACGCGGUGGCCAUGGAGAGCCAGACUCAUCUUUCAUCCCCAGGAGCUCCAAGAAACCCCAUGGCCCUGACUCAGACUCGGACAGUGAGUUGUCCCUGGAUGAGCAGAGCAGCUCCUAUGCCUCCUCACACUCGUCGGACAGUGAGGAUGAUGGUGGAGAGACCGAGGACAAGUGGGACCCAGCCCAGGGCCCUGUCCACAGCACCCCCAAAGGGGACACUCUGGGCAACCAUGUCCCAGCUGGCUGGCCCGAUGAGAGCCUGGCUGGGAGCGACAGUGAGGAGGCAGGCACUGAGCCCCACCUGAAGGUGGAGACCAAGGUCAGCGUGGAGCUGCACCGCCAGGAGCAAGGCAAUCACUGUGGUGACCGACCCCUCGACUGGGACAGCGGGGGCCUGGGCAAGCCUGCAGCUGUGCUCAGCAACCAGCCCCCGGAGCAGAGGAAAGGCAUCCUGAAAAACAAAGUCACCUACCCUCCACCACUGCCAGAGCAACCACUGAAAUGCCGGCUGCGGGAGAAGCUGGCUGACUGUGAGCAGAGCCCCACGUCCUCACGCACAUCUUCUCUGUGCUCUGGUGAUGGUCGCGCCCCUGACUGUGUCAUCACCAUCAAGACCCCACGUAGGGAGCCAGGCCGGGAGCACCUCAACGGGGUGGCCAUGAAUGUGUGCACAGGAAGUGCCCAGGCGGAUGGCUCUGACUCAGAAGGCAGUAACGAAACUUCAAUUUGA
Molecule: messenger RNA, 9126 nt
Organism: Castor canadensis (American beaver)
Lineage: Eukaryota; Metazoa; Chordata; Mammalia; Rodentia; Castoridae
Gene: Celsr1
Product: cadherin EGF LAG seven-pass G-type receptor 1
Biological process (GO): G protein-coupled receptor signaling pathway; cell surface receptor signaling pathway; homophilic cell-cell adhesion
Cellular component (GO): plasma membrane
Molecular function (GO): calcium ion binding; G protein-coupled receptor activity
Source: RefSeq, a predicted model, not a curated record